AUGGCCGCCUCGCGAUCUCUUAUCGGAAAGGUUGCCCUCAUCACAGGUGCCUCUCAGGGAAUUGGCGCGGCGACCGCAUUACAUCUCGCCCAGCUCGGCGCAAAGGUCGUCAUAAACUACUCUUCCAACACCAAACCCGCCGAAGAAUUGGUCCAAAAAAUCGGCUCCAACAAUGCCAUCGCCAUCAAAGCGAAUGCCGGCAAUCUCAAAGACAUUGAGCGCUUGGUGGACGAGACGCUCAAAUGGGGCGGCGGCAAGAUCGACAUUCUCAUCCCAAACGCCGCAGCGGGCGCGACGGGGAAGGGGCUGGAAGCUACUUCCGAAGAGGACUUUGACAGCGUUGUAGGCCUCAAUGUCAAGGGGCCGUAUUUCUUGGUGCAGAAAGCAGCACCGCACAUGCCCUCCGGCGCCCACAUCCUCCUCGUCUCGACCUCCCUCACCGGCCUUUCCCAAAUCAUGCCCAACUAUCUCCUCUACGUCACCACCAAAGGCGCCAUUGAGCAAAUGACUCGCGUCCUCGCAAAGGACCUCGGGAGGAAAGGCAUCGUGGUGAAUGCGAUUGCGCCGGGGCCGACAGCCACGGCGCUGUUCUUGGACGGCAAGAGCGAAGAGCUGAUUAAGACAAUGGCAGCAUGGAACCCGUUUAACCGGUUGGGGACGCCCGAGGAUAUUGCGAGGACGGUGGGAUGGUUGGUUGGGCCUGAUAAUACGUGGGUGCAGGGUCAGGUUAUCAAGGCUAAUGGGGGCAUGCAGUUGUAG
Paraphaeosphaeria sporulosa is the source of this 759-nucleotide messenger RNA. RefSeq names its product NAD(P)-binding protein. The coding region runs from base 1 to 759 and encodes 252 amino acids. Gene Ontology annotation, molecular function: oxidoreductase activity. The transcript has 2 exons. The record is from RefSeq and is a predicted model, not a curated record. NCBI's taxonomy places the organism in Eukaryota, Fungi, Ascomycota, Dothideomycetes, Pleosporales, Didymosphaeriaceae.